Leptopilina boulardi is the source of this 4917-nucleotide messenger RNA. Its product is annotated as probable multidrug resistance-associated protein lethal(2)03659. The record is from RefSeq and is a predicted model, not a curated record. The transcript has 16 exons. Lineage: Eukaryota; Metazoa; Arthropoda; Insecta; Hymenoptera; Figitidae. Bases 316 to 4350 code for a protein of 1344 amino acids. Gene Ontology annotation, molecular function: ATP hydrolysis activity; ABC-type transporter activity; ATP binding. Gene Ontology annotation, biological process: transmembrane transport. Gene Ontology annotation, cellular component: membrane.
CAGUAGCUUACACUUUACUUCCAUCACUAUAAUCCUUAUUUAUAAUGUCUAAAUUAAGAAUAAAAUAAUAUGUUAAAAAAUAAAAGUAGUAAAAUACAAGUCCUCGUAAAGUUAAUGAAGUGCUUUAUCAAAAUUCUAUAGCAAUUUUACUCUGAAAAACUAGUUUUAUAAACAAAAACUACAAAGAAUUAAUAUCUAUUUUUAAAUCAAUUUACACGUUAUUUUAAAUCAUUUUUUAUUUCUAACUACAUAUAAAAUAACGGUCAAUAUUAGUGCGUAAAAAGUGCAUCGAACUAAUGAACAAUUUCAAAUAAAAUGGAUGCAAGAAAAACUACUGAAAAUCCAAAUCCUAGAGAAAAAGCGUCUUGUAUAUCAGUUUUAUUAUGGUGGUGGACAGUACAUCUUUUCAAGAAAGGAUAUACAAAAGUAUUAGGAACCGAAGAUUUAUUCGAUCCAUUAAAAACAGAUAAAUCAUCUCUUCUUGGGGACAGACUAGAAAAUCAAUGGAAAAUAGAAGUAGAAAAUGCGAGAAAACAUAAGAAGAAAGUAAGUUUAUUGAAAACAAUUUUUCGAACUUUUUUGUGGGAAUAUUCUCUUCUUGGUAUACUUCAAAUAUUUAAUGAAUUUGUCAUAAGAUUAGGAACACCUCUCUUGUUAGGUGGUUUGCUACAAUAUUUCAAACCAAAUUCAGAUGUUUCUUACCAAACGGCACUUAUGUUUGCUGGAGGAAUUAGUCUUGCAUCUGCUAUAAAUGUGAUUACCUUAAAUCAAUCUUUAUAUGGUGCUUUCCAUAUUGGCGGCAGGGUACGAGUUGCUGUUUGCUCACUUGUUUAUAGAAAGGCCUUGAAACUUAGUAAGACUGCCUUGGGAGAAACGGCUCCAGGGAAAAUAGUGAAUUUAGUCGCAAACGAUGUCAGCAGAUUUGAUCUCCUUUCGAUUGUGAUCCAUUAUAUGUGGUCAGCACCUCUUUCAGCUUUAAUUAUUGGAUAUUUUUUAUACAUUCAAGCUGGAUAUGCUGGGCUUAUUGGAAUUGCUGUUGUUUUUGUUGUCGUGCCAAUACAAUCAUACACUGGUAAGCUAGCAUCGAUUUAUAGACUCCAGACUGCAAUCAAAACGGACGAGAGAGUGCGACUCAUGGACGAAAUAAUUGCCGGAGUUCAAGUCAUUAAAAUGUACGCUUGGGAGAAGCCAUUCUGCGCUUUAGUGGAAAAUGCACGCAAACUGGAGCUCAAGAUAGUUACAAAAAGCUCCUACAUCAGAGGAAUAUACAUGACUUUCAAUGUUUUCACAACUAGAAUGGCUUUAUUUUCGACUUUACUGACAAUGCUUUUAUAUAAAGAACCAUUAACAGCGGACAAGGUUUUUGUUUUCUCAUCAUAUUUUGCAGUUCUUGCUCAGACAAUGUCUGGUCUGUUUGUGCGAGGAGUCGCCGAAAUUGCAGAAUGUUUGGUGGCUAUUCAAAGAUUGCAAAACUUCAUGAUGUACGAAGAAUUCCAAGAAAUGAAUCCUAGCUUAUAUCAGUCUUAUAAUACCAACGAUCCUCUUAAAAACAAUAAGAAUUCUGUUGAAGACGUGAUAGAUGAAUCUCCAGAGACAUGGGGAGUCAAACUGGAUAAUGUGACAGCAAAAUGGGAGCCUGGUCAAUCGGAGAACACCUUAGAAAAGAUUAAUCUGGAAAUUGAGGCUGGAAAAUUGUACAUGGUAAUUGGAAUGGUUGGAGCUGGCAAGAGUUCAUUGCUGUCUGCAAUUUUAAAAGAAAUUGCACUUACAGAGGGAAGUAUUAGAGUCAAGGGCGGUUUGAGUUAUGCAGGUCAGGAAUCCUGGGUUUUCGGAUCAUCCGUCAGACAGAAUAUUCUCUUCGGCCAAGCCUACGACAGACAAAGGUACCAGAGAGUCGUCAAAGCGUGCGCUCUCCUCAGAGACUUCAAACAGUUUCCUCAAGGAGACCAGACCGUUGUUGGCGACAGGGGAAGUUCCUUGUCGGGAGGGCAAAAGGCCAGAAUCAACUUGGCGAGGGCUGUCUAUAGGCAGGCCGACAUUUACCUCUUCGACGAUCCUCUCAGUGCGGUGGACGCUCACGUGGGGAAGCAUUUAUUUGAAGAGUGUAUGAAACACUAUUUGUCCGGUAAAACUCGAAUUCUCGCAACACAUCAGCUUCAGUAUAUUAAAGGAGUCGAUGCAAUUAUUCUUCUCGAUCAAGGAAAGAUGCAAUUUUAUAAAAAUUAUCAGCAACUUCUGCAAAGUCAUCCUGAAUAUAUGCCUCUUAUUGCGGCGGAAAGUAAUCCUAAUAAUAAGGAAGAUUCAUUCAAAGAAAAGAAUGCAAUGCGAAGACAAAUUUCUACUAUAAGUAACAGAAGUAAAUCGUCAGAACCUGGUGCUGAAAUAGAUGUUGAAGAAGAACAAAAUCAUGCAAAUAUUGAUGGAUUAAUAGAAGGAACUUCAAGAGGAACUAUAAAGGGAUCAAUUUUCCUAAAUUAUUUUCGAACUGGAGCUAAUUUAUUUUUUGCUUUUCUCGUGCUUAUUCUAUUUAUUCUGACUCAAUUCGCAGCCAGUCUAAAUGACCUUUAUGUCCCUUUUCUAAUUACUGCGGAAGAAUCAAGAUUAUUAGCAGCUGCAAAUAUAACACGAAAUCAAACGGAUGAGGGACUUUUUAAAGUUCAGCCAUGGUCACAGGAAGUUUACAUUUACGUUUACAGUGGAAUAGUUAUUUCAGUAUUCUUGAUCGCAAUUACGAGAUCUUUUGCAUUUUGCGCUUUGUGUAUGAGAGCGAGUCAACGUUUGCACGACAUGGCAUUUAGUGCGUUGAUUAGAGCAAGAAUAAGAUUUUUUGAUACAAAUUCAAGUGGUCGAAUUCUUAAUAGAUUUUCAAAAGACAUUGGAGGAAUCGAUGAAUUACUCCCAAAAACUCUCUUAGAUGCUGGACAAAUAAACAUGAUGAUGAUGGGAACUCUGAUUGUCACUUGUAUUGUAAACUAUUACUAUAUCAUUCCAAUUGUCUUACUUGGUGUGGUAUUCUACUGGAUUCGAAAAGUAUAUCUGAAGACAAGUAAAAAUGUCAAGCGUCUGGAGGGAAUGACACGUUCACCGGUAUUUACCCAUCUGAACGCAACCCUCAAUGGACUAACGACGAUCAGAGCUUUUGAAGCGCAAGAAAUUUUGAAAUAUGAAUUCGACAAAUUCCAAGAUUUGCAUACUUCUUCGUGGUAUAUAUUUAUCGUGACAAGUUCUGCAUUUGGAUUUUGCUUGGAUAUUUGUGCUUUUAUAUUUACGUCUCUGGUGACAUUCACUUUUCUUCUUAGCAGUGAUUCAUCGACAGAAAAUGGAGGAAAAGUGGGUCUGGCUAUUACACAAGUCAUGUCGCUAACAGGAAUGAUUCAAUGGGGAAUGCGUCAGAGUGCAGAAGUAGCAAAUCAAUUUAUGGCAGUCGAAAGAGUUUUAGAGUAUGCCGAACUUCCUCCAGAACCUAAUUUACAGGACAAGGGAGUAAUAUUCAAGAAGAAGCAAAGAAAGAUUGAGUCUUUUGUAACACCUCCGAAAAAUUGGCCAACUCAGGGUUCUAUUAGAUUCCGGAAUAUGUUCUUGAGAUAUUCUGAUGACGAUCCUCCUGUUUUGAAAGACUUCAAUAUCGCCAUUCACUCAACUGAAAAGGUGGGAGUGGUUGGGAGAACCGGUGCUGGAAAAUCGUCUUUAAUCGCGGCUCUCUUUCGUCUCGCCAAAAUCGAUGGAGUCAUUGAAAUCGACAAUAUAGACACGGGAACCGUUUGUCUGGAAGAUCUUCGACGUCAAAUUUCCAUCAUUCCACAGGAUCCUGUUCUAUUCUCUGGAACAAUCAGAAGAAAUCUGGAUCCCUUUAACGAAUUUCCCGACAGACUACUGUGGGAGGUUCUCGAAGAGGUGGAACUGAAAGAAGCGAUUGCAGCCGUCAAUGGAUUGGACAGUCGAGUGUCCGACAGAGGAAGUAAUUUCAGUGUUGGACAACGCCAGUUGAUUUGCCUCGCGAGAGCCAUUUUGAGGAACAAUCGGAUUCUAAUGUUGGACGAAGCCACAGCAAAUGUGGAUCCACAAACCGAUGCUCUGAUUCAAAGAACCAUAAGAACUAAAUUCGCUGCUUGCACUGUACUCACUGUUGCUCAUCGAUUGAAUACAAUUAUGGACAGUGACAAAGUUUUAGUCAUGGACAAAGGAAAAAUGGUGGAAUUCGAUCAUCCGCACAUUCUUCUUCAAAACCAAAAUGGUGAAUUUACUUCCUUAGUUAGAGAAACAGGACAAGCUAUGUUUGAGCAAUUGUCAAAAGUUGCUGAACAAGCAUACUUAGCAAAACGCGAGGACAAACCGUCAGAUUUUAUUUAGUACUUCUGCCGUUUAAGGGUAUGUGGGCAAAGGGCCUUUUUUUGUGGUUUGAAACUUUCUCUGAAAUAAAAAAUGAUUUCUGGUUAAAAUUUUGGAAAAAUGAUUUUGUUUGGUACAAGGAAUCUCGCUGUUCUACUCAUUUACUAUAAUGUGACGCAAAAAUAAUAAAAAUAAAGCAAUAAAUAGUAAAAUAAUGUAUUAUAUCGUAGUUCAUUCAGCAGCCACUUGCUCGAAUUGGCGCUGUUUACUGGAGCACUGACACACUCAAGAAACGUCUGUGUAUGCGCCGCCAUGUUUCUUUUCAUUUUCGUUUAAAAAUCUCACUUUUUAAACUUCAUUUUUUAAUAAUUCAACCGAAAAUUAUGUAUUUUUCGGAGAACCGCGAGAUUUCUUGUACCCUAAUCUAUCAUCCCUCAAAAUUGGAGACAAAAAUCUUUUCCCAUUUUAGAGUGAAAUGUAUACUAUCAAAACACAUUUUCCCAUACUAGGUCACGUGGGAGGUUCCCACAUACCCUUAAUUGUAUUUGUUAAUUAGUUAGUAAUAAUAAAAAAAUUUUUUUCAUGAAA